GGCGCGGCGGCCGCCCCUGCGGGAGCGGCAGCGCGGGGCGGCGCGGGCGCCCCGCGAUGUUUAACCGGGCCGUGAGCCGGCUCAGCAGGAAGCGCCCGCCUUCAGAGAUAAAUGACAGCGAGAGUCACCCAAGCAGCAGCCACCAGGCCUUGAAAGGAACCUCAAAAUGGGCUACAUCACUGGAGAAUCUCCUUGAAGAUCCAGAAGGAGUUAAACGAUUUAGGGAAUUUUUAAAGAAAGAAUUUAGUGAAGAAAAUGUUUUGUUCUGGCUAGCAUGUGAAGAAUUUAAGACAACACAGGGGAAAAAACAGAUGCAAGAAAAAGCUGAAGAAAUUUACAUGACUUUCCUGUCCAGUAAAGCUUCCUCUCAAGUCAAUGUUGAGGGGCAGUCCCGUUUGAAUGAGACCAUUUUGGAGACGCCGCACCCUCUGAUGUUUCAAAAACUCCAGGACCAGAUAUUCAAUCUCAUGAAAUAUGACAGCUACAGCCGCUUCUUAAAGUCAGACAUAUUCCUAAACCAUAAAAAGUCUGAGGACCAGGAAGAGAAUUCACCAGAGGCUCAGACUGCAGCUAAAAGAGCAUCAAGAAUUUAUAAUACAUGAUACAAAGAACCUCUUUAGGAAAGUCAGUACUUUUUCUCAUGGAAGAUAGGAAGUCUGCAGAUGGGAAGACAGAAUGGGUUUCACUUCUGAGUCAGCUGUUGUCCCAAACAAAUUCCAGUAAGUCACCUGAACAGCACUGGAUAGUUUUUUUUUUUUUUUUUUAUCACCUUCAUCUCCCAUUUUUUUUGUUUUCAUUACAUUUCUUCCAUUAUACUUGUUUUAAGUUGCUAAUGCAUUAAUUGUGGGAAAAAAGGGAGUUUGAAAGAUCAUAUAUGGAGAGAGAAAGUGGUUUUAAUACUGAAGUCUUCUGGUAUGGAUAACAGUUCAGAACCUGCUUAUUUUUACCAAAGAUUCAGAUUUUAGUGAACUUUAAGUGGGUAUUAUUUGCUUCUUCAUUAAGAACUACUUAGGUAUAGGCUGGAGAAGGGGAUUGUGGUUCAUACCUGAAUAGAUUCCCCUCUUUAUAAAUUGUUUUUUUAUAAUUUUUUUCAUCCUAAAACAGACUAAGCCUGGCAAAGUCGACUACUUUUGCCAGCUGUCUGUCCCGAGUCACUAGAAUGAUUGUUUACUUGGUAAUCUACACUACCCUGUCCCUUUUGUUUUAAAUACAACACAGCUAAUGUCCAAAGGCUCCAAAUGCUCUUUUGGCACAGCUAAAGUUAAAAGCAAACUGUGGAACUUCCUUUAUCCAAAGAAUCUAGUAACUUUACUGCCUUGCCAUUAUGAGCACUUAGCAGCCACUCACGAAUUCUGAUCACUGCAUUUUAGGAGUUUAGGAGUAAUUAAGUGAGAAAAGGUUUUCAUCAAUACUCAUAUCUUGGCUGACUUGAGUGGCGAGUCCACUUCAAUUAGGAGUUAGAGAGCCCAGUACUAGGUGUUUGGGGUGGUGGGAUAAGAAAUAGGGAAAGGCAUCUUGCAGAAUUUGGCUGCUCUCCUGAGAAACGAAUUAAUUGCCAAACUUAACAGCACCCACUACUGGUUCUUGGCGGAACAUCUAGGGAGACUGAUACUGAAGUAAGGCCACAAAUAAAGGAAAGUUAGAGCUGUUUAUUUCCUCAGGCUUGAAGCACUUGAUGUACUUUCUUUAGACAACGAAUGCAGUUAAGUUAAGCGACUAUGCUAAAAUAAUGAAAUGGUUCUGCUGUUUAAUAAAGAUAGUUGGUUUUGCUUUGUAUAAUCAAAACAUUCAAAAAUCAAGGGGGUCAUUUUGUACAUGAAAACUGAUUAAAAUUACUUUGAAAGCUGGCAUUAGAGUAGAUCUUGUUGAACUCUAGAGCAUACUGGAGAUGAGAAAAUCAACAAAACAACCUCAGAAAAUGGCCAACGUUUGUUCCUCCUUCCACCAUUGUUCUUCUCUUGAGCUGUGUGCGUUCCAGUCUGUGAUAGACAAGACAUUUCCUGAAGGAAACAGUGACUAGCAUGCUGAGUUUCGUAGCCCAAGCACAAGGAAUGGAUGCAGUUAAGAGCUUGUUUCAACCAUGCUUUUUCUAUUGCUUUAGCUUUUCCAGAAAUAAAAUAUUUAAAAGUCAAAA
Molecule: messenger RNA, 2134 nt
Organism: Rhea pennata
Lineage: Eukaryota; Metazoa; Chordata; Aves; Rheiformes; Rheidae
Gene: RGS10
Product: regulator of G protein signaling 10
Exons: 6
Coding region: 57-602 (181 amino acids)
Biological process (GO): regulation of G protein-coupled receptor signaling pathway
Cellular component (GO): nucleus; plasma membrane; cytoplasm
Molecular function (GO): GTPase activator activity; G-protein alpha-subunit binding
Source: RefSeq, a predicted model, not a curated record